Messenger RNA from Pisolithus orientalis, 1875 nucleotides. RefSeq lists its product as uncharacterized. Bases 1 to 1875 code for a protein of 624 amino acids. Gene Ontology annotation, biological process: error-prone translesion synthesis; response to radiation. Gene Ontology annotation, molecular function: DNA-directed DNA polymerase activity; damaged DNA binding. Gene Ontology annotation, cellular component: replication fork; site of double-strand break; nucleus. NCBI's taxonomy places the organism in Eukaryota, Fungi, Basidiomycota, Agaricomycetes, Boletales, Pisolithaceae. The record is from RefSeq and is a predicted model, not a curated record. The transcript is spliced from 12 exons.
AUGAUUCAGAACUCACCGCCACGACCAUCCGCAUGGAAGGGAAAGGGGAAGAUAACAAACGAGGACUACGACGACCUACGACCGACCAUAACUUAUCGUCACAUUCUUUCUCAGAACCUUGGUGUGCGGGACCCUUUGCGCGUCAUUGCCCUCUGUGACAGCGACGCUUUCUAUGCGGCUUGCGAACGUGUCAGAUUGGGCCUUGACGCCGGCGCCCCGCUCGUGGUGCAACAAUGGGAAAGUCUCAUCGCUGUCAGCUAUCCCGCUCGUAAAUAUGGCAUAUCCAGAAUGGACAAAGUGAAAGAUGCAAAGAAGAAAUGUCCGAAUCUUGUUGCCGUUCACGUAGCUACGUACAAAGAGGGGGAAAGAGAGCCUGGCUACUGGGAGGACAUCGAUACUCGGACCCACAAGGUCUCACUUGAUCUGUACCGGCGUGAGAGCAGCAAGAUUAUCAACAUUAUGAAGCAGUCGCUUCCGAGUGGCGAAAUCGAGAAGGCAUCUAUUGAUGAGGCCUUCUUGGACUUGACGAGGCCAGUUCGCGAGAAAUUGCUUGAAAGAUAUCCUUACCUCGCCAAGUUCCCUGACGACGCACCUGACGGGGCCGACAGCCCACUACCUCCUCCACCGCCGAUCGAUUGGAAUCAGCUUGGUGAAUUAGUCCCUCUGACUGCGCCGGGUGAAGGGUCCGAACCUCAGGAUGAGAUCUCAAACCAUGAAGAUGACCACUUUACUACCUGGCAUGAUGUUGCAUUGUCGAUAGGGGCGGAACUCGUCACAAAGCUCCGAGAGGAAAUCUUUAGGCAACUGGGUUAUACGAUGUCUGCGGGUAUUUCACGCAAUAAAUUCCUUGCCAAGCUCUGUGCAUCCUACAAGAAGCCCAACAGCCAGGUAAUUGGUACCGUACUACGAAAUGAUGCUAUCCCGUCAUACCUCCGACCCAUGCCGUUCCAAAAGAUACGAUUCCUUGGUGGAAAGCUUGGAGAUGCCCUUGUCAAAGAAUAUGAUGUUUCAACAGUUGGUGAUCUACUGACGGUGUCUUUGGACGAGAUGCAAAAUAAAUUUGGUGAAAACGCGGUAUGGGUUUAUGAACUUCUGCGCGGGAUUGACGGAGGCGAAGUGAAAGAGAGGUCGGCUCUCUUCAAGAGCAUGCUAGCAUCCAAGAACCUCCCGAAGCCUAUAACGACGUUUGCUGAUGGCCAGCACUGGAUCCGGGUUCUGGCUGCGGAGCUAGCACUAAGACUGAAAGACGCGCGUGAGGAAGUUCCCACUCUGUGGCCGAAAACCAUUGUCCUCCAUGCCCGAAAAGCAGGAUACGAAACGUCAAAAUCCAAGCAAGCAGCAUUUCCGUUUACUAAAGACGUUAGCGUCGACGUGAUAGCAUCUGCGGGAAACAAACUGUGGAAAGAACUUAUGGGUGGCGCCGCCAAAGUCAAUAUCACGAAUGUGCAGCUUGCGUUCACAGGCAUCGAGGCCGCCGAAACCGGUCAACAGAGCAUUGAUGGCUUCUUCAAGGUCAGGGAUGUCCACCAUCAACCUCUCAAGCGCCCUAGGGACGACGACGACGAAUUAUCCCCUACGAGGGCUGAGAGUAGCAUCCAAGACGUCCCAGAGCAGCAGGAACGAUCUUGGACGUCAUUUGUCUGCGACCGGUGUCAGAACCGUAUUGCACUUCGAGAUGACCAACUUGACUGGAGUGACGACGAGCGGGCCCGCGCCUUAGCGACAUUGCGACAGGAACACGAAGAUUUUCAUUUUGCACAAGAUUUGGAAAACGGCUCUCCGCUAAAGAAGCCGAGUUCAUCAUCGCGGCCAGCGUCCAAACGAGGUCGGACUGUGGAGCCCCAAGGUAUUGCAAAAUUCUUCGGUAAGAAGUGA